This is a messenger RNA of Salarias fasciatus (jewelled blenny), 2026 nucleotides long. RefSeq names its product RNA binding motif protein 24b (gene rbm24b). Gene Ontology annotation, molecular function: mRNA 3'-UTR binding. Bases 101 to 811 code for a protein of 236 amino acids. The transcript is spliced from 4 exons. Lineage: Eukaryota; Metazoa; Chordata; Actinopteri; Blenniiformes; Blenniidae. The record is from RefSeq and is a predicted model, not a curated record. Gene Ontology annotation, biological process: positive regulation of myotube differentiation; regulation of alternative mRNA splicing, via spliceosome; mRNA stabilization. Gene Ontology annotation, cellular component: cytosol; nucleus.
CGUCCGCUGCGACUCACACCGCUCUUAAUAUAUUUAUUUAUAUUUUUUUUAUCCUUUACCUUGAAACUUCUGGAAAAAGCACUCGAGCACUUUCCUCCGAAUGAUGCACUCGGCACAGAAAGACACCACCUUCACCAAGAUCUUUGUGGGGGGUCUUCCGUACCACACGACGGACUCCAGCCUGAGGAAGUACUUCGAGGUGUUUGGAGACAUCGAGGAGGCUGUGGUGAUCACCGAUCGACAGACCGGGAAAUCCAGAGGUUAUGGAUUUGUCACCAUGGCUGACCGGGCCUCGGCCGAUCGGGCUUGCAAGGAUCCAAACCCCAUCAUCGAUGGCAGGAAAGCCAACGUGAACCUGGCCUAUCUGGGGGCCAAACCCAGGGUCAUUCAGCCAGGAUUUGCAUUCGGAGUGCCUCAGAUCCAUCCAGCGUUCAUCCAGAGACCCUACGGGAUCCCCGCACACUACGUCUACCCUCAAGCCUUUGUCCAACCCAGUGUGGUGAUCCCUCAUGUCCAGCCUUCUGCUGCUACGGCGACAGCCGCCGCCGCCACCUCCCCGUACCUUGACUAUACCGGCGCCGCUUACGCCCAGUACUCUGCGGCGGCCGCCACCGCCGCCGCCGCCGCGGCUGCUUACGAGCAGUACCCCUACGCGGCCUCGCCGGCGCCCACGAGCUACAUGACCACGGCCGGGUACGGGUACACGGUGCAGCAGCCGCUGGCCGCCGCCGCCACCCCGGGAGCAGCUGCAGCUGCCGCAGCUUUCAGCCAAUACCAACCUCAGCAGCUGCAGACAGACCGCAUGCAGUAAAGAAACAAAGUAUGAAGGUUACUUUCGAGAAGAAAGGAGGGGAGGUGACCUUCUUCCAUGGAGAAGGUGACGCUAGGAGCAUUAGACAGCGGUGGAUAGACAAUGAUUGCCUCUCUCAUGUUUUAACUUAGCAGACCUUCUACCAAAGAGCCUGAAGAAAAUGUAGAGACAAAUGAGGAAUUAUUGUAUAUUCAUGUGAAAUCAGUGUUUUGUCACUAUUGGGGAUCUAUAUAUAUCUAUAAAUAUAAUAUUUAUUCAGCGGUAUAAUAUUUAAUGUUAACUGACUGUUGACUCACUGGACCUCAUGUCAACUGUUGCUGAAUUUUGUAUUUAUACUGAAGUCAAAUUGUAUAAAAAUCCCAAGUGCAUUCAUGUCUUAUGAUCAGGUUUCUUCCACCCUGCUUUGAAAACCAACCCGAACACUUCCAUACGUAUGAGGACGGUACGCUCCAUCAUGCAGUUUUCAGCAUUUUAUUGUUUCGGACCACUAUUUUGUUAGAUAAAGCUAUGCAGUCGUCAUUAGAGAAGUUAGAUUUUUAUUAAAACAUUUCUUUUUUUUUCUUUUAAAUAACAGUUUGGAGUGAGAUAGCAUUUAAACCUUUAAGUAGUUUCUUUUAAAAAAAAAAUUCUAUUUUUUUUGGACAGUAUGUAACAAAAUGCUCAAGUUGGUGAAAGCACUCGUGUUUCUUCCUAAAGUCCCACCUCGAGAAAGCUCAGCAAAAAGGGAGGUGACACCGUUGAAUGUGAACAUUUUGAUAAAAUCUCUAGUAAUGUGCCUUUUAAAUGAUGCUAUUUAUGUAUUUAUUAUGAAGCCUUACAGCAAUAAACCCUUUAUUUCUUUUCUUGUGUUUGUAACAAAAAAAAAAAGAAAUCUUACAACUGAACGUGCCCACAUGUGCUGCUGCAUUUCCCACGAUCAAAAACAGAUGAUGGGUCUCGAAUGUGGCCGAACGAAGCACUGUACUCUUUAUGAAGAACAAAUAACGAGUGGAAAAUAGCAUCACAUCCCAAACCCUUUGUUUCCUGUACAUUUCCUCUUGUUGUCUCCAUUCGAUAUGUAACUCUAUAUUGUCACUUUUUAUACUUGACCAGUUUGAUCACAGUUUUAUGUCUUUAGACAUAAAAAUGUUUUCUAAUGCAAUAGCAGCACCUAUUUUGUCUUGUAAUGCAUGAUGCAAAAAUAAUGCCUAUCUUUUAUUUAGGAAAUAAAUGAAA